AUGGCACCCGUCAGCUUCACGAAGGCCACCCUGCCAUAUCCGGUCUAUUCCGCCGACUUCGACCCCUACAACCGCGGAUACCUCGUCGUCGGCGGAGGCGGAGGUGAAGGUCGUAGCGGCGUUCCGAACCAGAUCACCCUGCUCGAUGUCUCGUCACGGUCCGCGAUCGACGUGGCCGGCGAGAUCGACUUGCCGCGCGACGAGGACGCCGUCAUGUCGCUCGCCAACCUGGCCUCCAAGGACGGCCUCAUCACCUUCGCUGGCGUAAAUUCUUCCGAGAAGGACCGCUUGGCGGACAAGAACAAGCAUCUAAGAUCGUUCAAGAUCGAAUACCCCCAGAAGAAGAAGGCGGCACAAGAGGGAGCGGCGGCCGAUGCGAAGGCGGAGAAAGGUAGCGUUGGAUUCUUGGGCAAGACAUCCUUGUUUACGCCGCCGACCACCACGGCCGCGAAAAAGGAGACCUAUCAGCGUCUUUUGAGGCUCUCUCCAGCACGGCUACGGGAGUCGGGGAGCAGGCGCAUCGGCGCAAUAGCCACGGAUUUCAACCCCGUGUCGGAGCUGGUCAUCUUCGAUGCCACGACAGCGGUGCCAUCGGACUGGGAUGUGAUACAGAGGAUAAACCCGGAGGAGGGCAAGGACAUCAAUGAUAUCGACAUCAACGAGUCGUCUGAGGGCAACUUCUCCGUCGCAUUUUGCACCAAUCAUCAGGUUUUCGUCUCGCGCAUGACCUACGACUUCGAGAAGAAAAAGGCCACCUCCAUAACUCCUGCGGACAGCCUCAGACCCGCGUAUACUCUGCCCUUCCCGGAUGUUUUCAAGGCCGGCUCGUCCCGGCCGACUAUCAAAUAUGUCCGAUACCUCACACCGCACCAUAUCCUGCUCUGCUGCAAUCAUGCCCAACGCAAAGGCGCUGAGCUUCUCAUACUCCGCAAGCUUCCAGACGCGCCGGGUGAGGUCAUCCUGCAGAAGAGGCUUCCGAGCCGCAUAAAGGCUGCCGGAGGCAUGGACGUCUGCGCGCUGAACGCAGACCCGGUGACCGGCGCACAGCAAAUCGUGGUCGCUGUGGCCGGUCACGACAUCUCAAUCGAACUCUACACGCUCGAAUACUCCGGCAAGACGACCGACACGCUGAGCCGGUUCAGCAGCUACAACACCCUCCGCGACGUCCACCCCCUCCAAAUGACCAAGCUCACAUUCUGCCCCUACCACUCACCCUGGCACUCCAGCUCGCCCGACGGGCCCCCCAAGACGCCCGGCCCGCAAUACCUCCGCCUCGCGUCCACGUCGCUCGGCAACACGGUCGUCGUCGACACCUUCACCCUCGCGCCGCUGCGGCCCAGGCAGCCGCGCAGCCGGUACGUGCUCAAGGGCGGCGCCGCCGGCGGGCCGCUCGUCCACGCCCUCUCCGUGCUCGUCCUCGGCUUCUGCCUGCUCGUCACGCUGCUCUGCCUGCAGCAGUACCUCGACUUCACCGCCGCCCAGACCGGCCAGGACCCCUUUGUGCUCAUCCGCGUGCCCGACGCCGUGCGGCAGUACCUCGACGCCGCGCGCGGCGGCCAGGCGUUCCUCCCGCCGGGCGCGCGCCAGUUCUUCCAGUCGGCGUCGGAUUCCGUGUCGGACGCGGCGUCCGGCGCGGCAAGCGAUAUGGGCAGCAAGGCAAGCGACAUGGGCAGCAGGGCGUCCGUCAUCGUCGAGCAGACGGCCGCGAACGCGUACCGCCAGGCGGCGGACGCGGCGGACGAGGUCGUCCGCAAGGCGACGACGCUGCAUCUGCGCACGCUGCUGGAGGCGUAUGCGCCGGCGUACUUGAAGUCGUUGUACGAUGAUAGUGACAACAAUGACGACAGCGACGGCGACGACGGCAGCAACAAGGCGAUCCUCGUCCGCGCCACGGGCCCAACCGAAGUGGGCGAGCCGCAGCCGGGUGAGGACGAUGGCGACGACGGCUCCGAGCGCCUCAGCGCAGAGGUGCACGGCAGCCGGGCGGCGGCGCGCCGGGCGGACGCGCACGCCCGCCGCUGGCAGGAGCUGGGCGAGGAGCAGAAGGCGGCGUGGCGGCGGCGGCUGGUCCGGUCCGGGGCGUGGGCGGUCGACGAGGGCGAGAGGGUGCUGAGGGGCGUGUUGUUCAGCGAGUAUGCGGGGUUUGUGGGGAGGGUGACGGCCGAGGCGUUGAAUGAGUAG
Molecule: messenger RNA, 2181 nt
Organism: Diplodia corticola
Lineage: Eukaryota; Fungi; Ascomycota; Dothideomycetes; Botryosphaeriales; Botryosphaeriaceae
Exons: 1
Coding region: 1-2181 (726 amino acids)
Biological process (GO): protein secretion
Cellular component (GO): endoplasmic reticulum membrane
Molecular function (GO): protein binding; guanyl-nucleotide exchange factor activity; GTPase activator activity
Source: RefSeq, a predicted model, not a curated record